Molecule: messenger RNA, 1614 nt
Organism: Ictidomys tridecemlineatus (thirteen-lined ground squirrel)
Lineage: Eukaryota; Metazoa; Chordata; Mammalia; Rodentia; Sciuridae
Source: RefSeq, a predicted model, not a curated record
GCGGGGGGAGCGCUCGCUGGCUGGCUGGCUCUCUGCUGCCGCUGCCGCUGCGCUGCGCUCCGGCCGUUCGCCGCGGCCCGUGGAUGGGGGUGUCCGGCUGAGCCCCGGGAUCCGCCUCCCUCCGCCAGGACCCGCACAGGAAAACGAAUCUCGAAAGUUGCUAUAGUUGUAUUGUGGUGCAAGAAUGGAGGCCCCACUGGUGAGUUUGGACGAAGAGUUUGAGGACCUUCGGCCCUGCUGUUCUGAGGACCCGGAGGAAAAGCCCCAGUGUUUCUAUGGCUCAUCUCCCCACCAUCUAGAGGACCCCUCCCUCUCUGAGCUUGAGAAUUUUUCUUCUGAAAUAAUCAGCUUCAAGUCCAUGGAGGACCUCGUGAAUGAAUUUGAUGAGAAGCUCAAUGUCUGCUUUAGGAACUACAAUGCCAAGACCGAAAACCUAGCUCCUGUGAAGAACCAGUUCCAGAUCCAAGAGGAAUGAGAGCUUCUCUUUGUUUACAGGGUUUGGGAUGCUCUGACAGACAAUUACAUCCCUUCACUCUCAGAAGACUGGAGGGACCCAAACAUCGAGGCUCUGAAUGGCAACAGCUCUGACACUGAGGUAAUUGAGGAGAUUGAGGAAAUGAUGCAGAACUCACCGGACCCUGAAGAGGAAGAGGAAGCUCUGGAAGAAGAGGACGGAGGAGAAACCUCAUCCCAGGCCGACUCCGUUCUGCUGCAGGAGAUGCAGGCCUUGACACAGACCUUCAACAACAACUGGUCCUAUGAAGGGCUGAGGCACAUGUCUGGGUCUGAGCUGAAUGAGCUGCUGGACCAGGUGGAAGGUGCCAUCCGUGACUUCUCGGAGGAGCUGGUGCACCAGCUGGCCCGCAGGGACGAGCUGGAGUUUGAGAAGGAAGUGAAGAACUCCUUCAUCACGGUGCUCAUCGAAGUUCAGAACAAGCAGAAGGAGCAACGGGAACUGAUGAAAAAGAGGCGGAAAGAGAAAGGACUAAGCCUGCAGAGUAGCCGAAUAGAGAAGGGAACCCAGAUGCCUCUCAAGCGCUUCAGCAUGGAAGGCAUCUCCAACAUCCUGCAGAGCAGCAUCCGCCAGACCUUUGGCUCUUCAGGAACCGACAAACAGUACCUGAAUACGGUUAUCCCUUACGAGAAGAAAGCCUCUCCUCCCUCCGUGGAAGACCUGCAGAUGCUGACAAACAUUCUCUUUGCCAUGAAGGAGGAUAAUGAGAAGGUGCCUACUUUGCUAACGGACUACAUUUUAAAAGUGCUCUGUCCUACCUAACCUUGCCUUUGGAGCAGCCUGGUUGCAGGAGGUCACUGAGCAAGAGUCAUCCCAUCACGGGGACUGCAUGACACCACGUAACCUCCGACGUGUAUUUAAACGUGUAUAGCUUAACCUGGAUUAAACAUGAGCAAUUGCGCGGGUCCUUUGCCGUUGGCUUCUAGUGCUAGCAAUCAUUGGAUGCAUGAUAGGGGCGCAGGGCCGGUGAUGUCGCCUCCUCUCCGCCUACGUCAGGGAAGGCAGAAGCUCUCACCGCUCAUUAUGUAGUCUGGCUCCAGCCCUCAAAAACAGCUUAUACUCUAAGACUAAUUUUGAAAUAAACCUUCAUUUAAUUAAUA